Hermetia illucens (black soldier fly) is the source of this 1499-nucleotide messenger RNA. Its product is annotated as cytochrome P450 6a9-like. The record is from RefSeq and is a predicted model, not a curated record. The transcript has 3 exons. Bases 116 to 1480 code for a protein of 454 amino acids. Gene Ontology annotation, molecular function: oxidoreductase activity, acting on paired donors, with incorporation or reduction of molecular oxygen; heme binding; monooxygenase activity. Lineage: Eukaryota; Metazoa; Arthropoda; Insecta; Diptera; Stratiomyidae.
UUCGUGGCUUCUAAUAUUUUUUAUUCCCGCCACUUAUUUAUUUUUCAAAAAAAAGUUUUCGUAUUGGAAAGAUCGCGGAGUGCCGUACGUAGAGCCAAAGAUACCUUUUGGAAGCAUGCAGAUCUCCACGAGUAUGAGGGAACUGAUCGCUCCGUUCUAUAAAUUAAAAGGCGACUUCCCGUUCGUUGGUGCAUAUAUGGUUACCACUCCAACAAUUGUGGCUACUGAUCUGGACUUCAUCAAGGAUGUGUUAAUUCGUGAUUUCAAUUAUUUCACUGAUCAUGCAAUCAUCAUGAAUGAGAAAGAUGAUCCGCUCUCCUCAAACUUAUUCACCCUGGACGGUCAAAAGUGGCGCACCUUACGCGCAAAAUUGUCUCCAACAUUUACCUCCGGAAGGAUGAGGUUUAUGUUCCCCACAGUACAUGAAGUUGCAGACAAGUUUAAUGAGACCCUUGGCGAGCUCCUGAAGACACAAAAAACUUUGGAAAUAAAAGAUCUUUUGGCACGUUUUACAACCGAUGUCAUUGGUACCUGCGCCUUUGGAAUUGAAUGCAACAGUUUAAAGGAUCCCAAUGCGGAAUUCCGUAGAUAUGGGCGUAAACAUAUCGAAGAACCAGCUCAUGGACGAUUUGUCACCAGCUUCGUAAAUAUAUUUCCAAACCUGAGCAAUAAGUUGCGUAUAGCGCGAAACCAUCGCGAUGUUACAACAUUUUUCAUGGGCAUUGUUCAAGAAACAGUGGAAUUUCGUGAAAAAAAUAUUCGUCGAAAUGAUUUUAUGGAUCUCUUGAUUCAGUUAAAGAACAAUGCAUCAAUCGAUGAAGAGGAUUCAAAAAUAAUUGGAAAGAUAACUUUGAAGGAAGUCGCAGCGCAAGCUUUUGUAUUUUUCGUUGGUGGAUUCGAAACUUCGUUGUCAACCUUAACCUUCACUUUUUAUGAAUUAGCCAAGAAUCAGAACAUACAGGAUAAGUGUAGAGACGAAAUAAAUCGCGUAUUGGAGAAAUAUGACGGGAAGUUGACUUACGAAGCAAUGAACGAGAUGCAUUAUGUGGAACAAACUGUUUUGGAGACCCUCCGCAAAUACCCAAUUCUUCAAGUGAAUUUCCGUAAAUGUGUUAAGGAUUAUCAUGUGCGCGGCACCAAUGUGACUAUAGAAAAAGGAACUUUAAUUCAAAUCCCGAAUUAUUCAAUUCAUCAUGAUUCAGAUAUUUAUACAGAUCCCGAAAAAUUCGACCCUGAUCGAUUUUCGCCGGAGAAUAUUAAAUUGCGGAAUUCUGUUUCAUUUUUGAGCUUCGGUGAUGGACCAAGAAAUUGCAUUGGAUUACGUUUUGGAAAGAUGCAAUCCGCAAUGGGACUUAUAACGUUAUUGAAGAACUAUCGAUUCAAACUAUCAUCGAAAUCACCAAAUCCUCUAGUUUUCUCUACUAAAAGUUUUAUGCUUUCACCAGAAGGCGGAAUGUACUUAGAUAUUGAAAAAUUGUAAAGAUUGUGAUACAUGCCAU